CUUACUGGAUUAUGUCAAAUUAGUACUUUCUAUGCUAGAUCUGCCCCUAGCUCACAACCUAUGGUCAGCAAAUACUAUAAAUUGAUUAUAAUCAUACUUACUAAAUCCAUCAUUCAUAGAGAGAAGUUAAGGGAGCUAGAUAGAGAAAGAGAAAAAUAUAGCCAUUAAUGGAGGCAAAGAAGAAGACCAUUAGUGUACUCAUGUUACCCUGGCUAGCCCAUGGUCACAUAAAUCCAUUUCUAGAGCUAGCCAAAAAGCUUGCAAAUAGGACCUUCCACAUUUACAUGUGUUCUACUCUUGUAAACCUUAACUCCAUCAAGAAAAGAGUCAUAGAGAAGUAUUCUCAGUCAAUAGAAUUAGUUGAGCUUCAUCUUCCAUCUUUGCCAGAUCUUCCUCCUCAUUACCACACCACAAAUGGCCUCCCACCCCAUCUCAUGGACACUCUCAAAACAGCUUUUGAAAUGGCCGCUCCAAAGUUUACCAAAAUAUUACAAAGUCUAAAUCCUGACUUAGUCAUUCAUGACUACAAUCAGCCUUGGGUUACUGAUUCGGCGUCCUCUCUGAACAUUCCUGCUGUGCAGUUCCCCACUUUUAGUGCAACUGUUGUUGCUUUGGCCAUCCAUAUGUCUGAAAACACAGAAGAGAAGUUCCCAUUUCCUGAAAUUUACCUGCACCAAUACGAAAUGCUUUCAUUGAAGAAAGAUAUUGAUGAAGCACCACGUAGGAAGUUCCCAUUUGACCAGGCUCUUAGGCGAUCGCACGACAUUAUUCUGGUAAAAACUUGCAGAGAGUUUGAAGGGAAAUAUAUGGAUCAUCUUUCAAAUUUGGUUUCCAAGAAAAUAGUCCCCGUUGGUUCACUAGUUCAAGAAUCCAUUGACCGAGAUGACCAUGAUGAGGAAAUCACACAAUGGCUUGACAAGAAAGAAAAAUAUUCAACUGUGUUUGUUUCAUUUGGGAGUGAGUAUUUUCUAUCUAAUGAGCAGAUACACGCAGUAGCUGAAGGACUAGAGCUUAGCAAAGUGAACUUCAUUUGGGUCAUUAGGUUUCCACAAGGUGAAAAAAUUAUUUUUCAAGAUGCAUUACCAGAAGGGUUUCUUCAAAAGGUAGGAGAAAGAGGAAUGGUUAUGGAGGGAUGGGCCCCUCAAGCAACAAUUCUUCAACACCCAUCGAUAGGUGGGUUCGUGAGUCACUGUGGAUGGAGUUCUUUCAUGGAAAGUAUGAAGUUUGGUGUGCCCAUAAUUGCCAUGCCAAUGCACAUUGACCAACCAAUGAAUGCUAGACUUGUGGAGUAUAUUGGGAUGGGAGUGGAAGCAGUGAGGGACGAGAAUGGAAAGUUACAAAGUGAAGAAAUUGCAAAGGUGAUAAGGAAAGUGGUAGCAGACGAAAGUGGGGAGGCUGUGAGGAAGAAAAUUAAGGAACUGAGUGAGAAGAUGAAUAUGAAAGGGGAUGAGGAGAUAGAUGGUGUGGUGGAAGAGCUGAUGGCUCUUUGUAGCAACAAAUGAUUAGCAAUAAUUAAGCUUUCAGUUAUAUCUAUACUGAAAUUUUUAUGCCAUCAGUGAAACUUGACUACUGUAGCAAGUUAUUUAUCAUCCUUACCUAUACUGAACUUUUAUGCUAUCAGUGAAACUUGACUACUGUAGCAAGUUA
Molecule: messenger RNA, 1647 nt
Organism: Lycium ferocissimum
Lineage: Eukaryota; Viridiplantae; Streptophyta; Magnoliopsida; Solanales; Solanaceae
Product: UDP-glucosyltransferase 29-like
Exons: 1
Coding region: 168-1502 (444 amino acids)
Molecular function (GO): UDP-glycosyltransferase activity
Source: RefSeq, a predicted model, not a curated record